This is a messenger RNA of Pelecanus crispus (Dalmatian pelican), 1014 nucleotides long. RefSeq names its product E3 ubiquitin-protein ligase RNF13-like. The record is from RefSeq and is a predicted model, not a curated record. Lineage: Eukaryota; Metazoa; Chordata; Aves; Pelecaniformes; Pelecanidae.
AUGAAUCUUCGGCUCUGGCUUCUUCACUUUAUGGUUGCUGCUGCCUUCUACAACACUGCUCUUGCAGACGCCUUUGGUUAUAUAGCUUACAACGACAGCUCCGAGUGCGUCGCUUAUAAAGCCCUGCCUGCAUGCUUUGGACCACGACUUCCAGCAGAAGGGCUGACAGGGUAUUUGGUGAGGGUGAUACCAUCAAAUGCUUGCCAUGCAAUAGAGAAUCCUCCAGCACCAAGAAAGGCCUCUGAGAUGUAUAUUGCGCUUAUACAGGAGUAUGACUGCUCUUUUGUCAAGAAGGUCCUUCAUGCCCAACAGGCUGGGUACCAAACUGCCAUUGUGUACAAUGUGGAUUCAGAGCAACUGAUCACCAUGACGGCUGAUGACAAAGAAAUCCAGCAGCUGAUCAAGAUACCAUCACUCUUUACUGGCCAGUCAGCGUCCCUCCAUUUGCAAAGGAAUUUGCAAUGCGAGAAAGUGGCACACAUCAGACUUCUGCCACCCAGACGCUAUUUGAGUCCUUGUCAAGACAAUGCUAAGAUGCUGCAGGAAACUUUUAUCAUGCAAGAUCUCAGGGACAUAUUCUACAUCAUUAUUGCUCCUAUCUUGGUUAUGGUUGGCUUGAGCUGGUACAAGAGGGCUUGCAAGAUAAAGCUGCACACAUACAAGCAGGGAGACAAAUACAAGACCUGUGUGAUCUGCAUGGCAGAGUAUAAGGAAGAAGACCUCCUGAAGAUCCUGUCCUGUUCCCAUGCUUACCACAGUGCCUGUGUUGAUAUCUGGUUUUACACGCAGCCCAGGAAGAAGACAUGUCCCCUCUGCAAGCAAGUGGUGAACAGCUAUGGGCAAGGUGGCCUCCUGCCAGAGCAGGCUGGUGAAGAUGUGAACAAGGAGGAACAAGACCACAAAGAAAAUGCAUUCAGAAAAGGGCAUGAAGAUGAAUAUGUUGAAGAGGAGAAAGAUGAUGCAAACACAGCGGAAGGGGAAGGGUUUGAUACACUGAAUAACAGCACCAUUUGA